Molecule: messenger RNA, 1653 nt
Organism: Trematosphaeria pertusa
Lineage: Eukaryota; Fungi; Ascomycota; Dothideomycetes; Pleosporales; Trematosphaeriaceae
Product: putative para-hydroxybenzoate-polyprenyltransferase Coq2
Exons: 1
Coding region: 177-1466 (429 amino acids)
Biological process (GO): ubiquinone biosynthetic process
Cellular component (GO): mitochondrial inner membrane
Molecular function (GO): 4-hydroxybenzoate polyprenyltransferase activity
Source: RefSeq, a predicted model, not a curated record
CCUCCCCACAAUUGGACCAAUCCCGGUACCUUUCCCCCCAUCUGCAAUUGAACGGCCUUUCGCCAGCAAAGACCGGACCAUGAUCGCUCUCCAGGAACCUUCAUGUAACGACAGUUAAGAAGAAAACGCGUGUUAGUUUGGCGGGAGAGAAGAAAGUUACCCGAACAGUAGUCAAGAUGGCUCUUCUGCAUUCAUCUCGCCUCUGUAAUCCCAUCCUCCGUCAUCACACCAUUCACGGAUCAUGGAGGUCGCGCUGGAAACAUGUCGAUACAGUACCCAUCACCUGGGCACGACACCAUACUUCCACCGUUUCCAACCUCCUACAAUCUCCAUAUCAAGCUGCGGUCUCACCUAUAACCAAGCACACGACAUACUUUGAGCGGCAAAGGCUUUCUCUGGUCCGAUCUAACACUCGAUAUUUGGCCAUAACGACAACAUCGCAGGAUACAACUUCUAAGGCGCCCCCGGAAUAUACUCCUCCUACAACCGGACUGCUCUCGUACCUCCCAAAACCCGUGGUCCCAUACGCCGAGCUCAUCAGAUUAGACAAACCCACCGGUACCUACUACCUCUUCUUUCCAUGUCUUUUCAGCACACUUUUGGCUGCGACAAUGGCGACACCAAUGGCAACGCCAGGCGCUGUUAUCGGCACCACGGCGUUGUUCUUCACGGGAGCUUUGGUCAUGCGAGGAGCUGGAUGUACCAUAAACGAUCUCUGGGAUCGCAACCUCGAUCCGCACGUUGCGCGCACCCGCCUGCGUCCCAUCGCCCGAAGAGCCGUCAGUCCUCAAGCCGCUAUUAUCUUCACUGGCGGCCAGCUUCUGACAGGUCUCGCUGUUCUCUUAUCGUUACCGUUCGAGUGCUUCUGGUACGCAACGCCAUCGCUCCUACUCGUUGCCACUUAUCCUCUGGCGAAGCGAGUCACCAACUAUCCUCAGUUCGUCCUAGGACUCACAUUUUCCUGGGGCGCAAUGAUGGGCUUUCCUGCGCUAGGCGUCGACCUUCUCACAAACCAAGCGGCCUUGACGGCAGCGGCCUGCCUCUAUUCGAGCAAUGUCGCCUGGACCGUCCUCUACGACAUGAUCUAUGCCCACAUGGACAUCAAGGACGAUGCGAAAGCGGGGAUCAAGAGCAUCGCCCUCAAACACGACAAGGAAACCAAAGCAGUCUUGACCGGCCUUGCGGUUGUCCAGAUUGGACUAUUAGCCGCCAGCGGUGUUGCUGCCGGAAUGGGCCCGGUGUUCUUCGUAGGGUCAUGCGGGAGCGCUGCCAUCACACUAGGCACCAUGAUAUGGAGAGUAAGACUGAAGGAAGUCAAAAACUGCUGGUGGUGGUUCAAGAACGGAGCCUGGUUCGCAGGAGGUGGGAUCGCGCUUGGCCUUGCCGGCGAGUAUUUCGCGCAGCUCUUUGGCUGGUACGGCGACGAUGAGAAGAGCGAAAACAUUGAGGUUGCAGGAACCGCUUAAUAGUCCGCUGAAAUAGUUGUUUCGGACGUUCGUCAACCUGCGAGCUGGACUUCAGAUACAGGCUCUGGUAGGUCCAGGCCCGGUCGCAUGUAUAUUAACUGUGCCUUGCAGACAACCCCUGUACUUCUACCUACUUUAAUAUCUCGAAAAUAUAUUGCGCGAAGCCGACUCAAAUGAUCUCAGUCCA